Molecule: messenger RNA, 1881 nt
Organism: Gastrolobium bilobum
Lineage: Eukaryota; Viridiplantae; Streptophyta; Magnoliopsida; Fabales; Fabaceae
Product: pentatricopeptide repeat-containing protein At2g17670
Exons: 1
Coding region: 27-1442 (471 amino acids)
Molecular function (GO): protein binding
Source: RefSeq, a predicted model, not a curated record
AGGAAGAGUAAGAAGAAGAAUACGACAUGGGAAAAAUCCCUCCUUCAUUUCGUAGCGCAAUCGCUAACCCACACUUAAGAAACCCAUCUUCUCUGCUUCCUUCUCAAAACCCCUCUUCUUCCAAACCCCAUCACUUUCCCAAGAAAAUCCCAUCCAAUUUUUCCGGAAAAUCCCGAAAACCCCAGCAGCAGGAACCUCGUACUCCAAAUCCAAAAUCCCUCUCUCUCUUCAGGUCCCCGAGUCUCCAAGACGCCAAGAGCGUGUUCAACUCCAUCGUCAACAGCUCAAAUGGCUCCAUUGACCUUCGAUUCCACAAUUCCCUCCUUCAAUCCUACGCAUCAAUCUCCACCACCAAUGAUUCCAUGGCUUUUCUCCGCCACAUGAUGAAGACCCAUUCUUCGUUCUCCCCAGACCGAUCCACCUACCACAUCUUGCUCUCCCAAUCCUGCAAAUCCCCUGAUUCCACACUUGCCCCAAUUCAUCAAACCCUAAAUUUGAUGAUCGCGGGCGGCAUAGGCCCCGAUAAAGUUACCACAGAUAUAGCGGUCCGGGCACUCUGUUUGGCCGGUCGGUUGGAUCACGCGGUGGAAUUAAUCAAAGAACUUUCUUUGAAGCAUUGCAGUCCUGACACUUACACUUUCAAUUUCAUUGUUAAGCAUCUCUGUAAGUGCCGUGCAUUGAGCACUGUGUAUAGUUUCAUUGAUGAAAUGCGUAGCAAUUUCGGUGUAAAGCCUGAUCUUGUUACUUAUACUAUUCUGAUUGAUAAUGUCUGUAACACCAAGAACCUGCGUGAGGCUUUGCGGUUGGUGAGUGUGCUUGGUGAGGAGGGUUUUAAGCCGGAUUGCUUUGUUUACAAUACAAUCAUGAAAGGGUAUUGUAUGCUGAAUAGGGGAAGUGAGGUAAUUGAGGUUUAUAAUAAAAUGAAAGAGGAAGGGGUAGAGCCUGAUCUUGUUACUUAUAACACUUUGAUUUUCGGGUUAUCUAAAUCUGGCCGAGUUACAGAAGCUAAGAAGUUAUUGCGCGUUAUGACGGAAAAGGGUUAUUUUCCUGAUGAGGUAACUUAUACCUCCCUGAUGAAUGGAAUGUGCAGGAAAGGGGAUGCCUUAGCUGCAUUGGCAUUGUUGGAAGAAAUGGAAGCAAAGGGUUGCAGUCCGAAUUCAUGCACGUAUAACACGCUGCUACAUGGGUUGUGUAAGUCUAGGUUGUUGGAGAAGGCCAUUGAAUUGUAUGGAGUGAUGAAAUCAGGUGGUUUGGGGCUUGAAACAGCUUCUUAUGCUACACUUGUUAGGGCACUGUGUAGGGAUGGUAGAAUUGCAGAGGCUUAUGAAGUGUUUGAUUAUGCAGUUGAGAGCAAGAGUGUGACAGAUGUUGCUGCUUACUCAACACUGGAGAGCACGCUUAAAUGGCUCAAGAAAGCAAAAGAAAAGGGCCAAGCAAUUUAAUUGGUAUAUGUAGUUUUUAUUUUUCUUAAGGAUUUUGUCAAAUUUAUGAUUCUGAGAUUUUGCUGUAUACUAGCCACUUUACUGCUCUGGGUGCCUUGAAGCACAUAUCAUAUCCCCAAAUUGGUGACUUACCUCAAGAACAUACAGUACAGUACAAUGAUGGAUUCUGCUUCCAAGAUUGGCUCUUCUUUUGAAAUAUGUAAUUUACAAACAAUUGAAUCUGGGGUAAAGUUCUUUGCAGUCUCCAUGAAGGGUUACUGGGAGUGCGGUAAUUUAGGUGCAGGUCAUGUUAGAAAUUUUGCUUUGAUGUUGCUCUUGGUUUAACUUCGUAAUAAUUCAUGAAGACUCAUAAUACCCUUAGUUAUUAGAUUAUGUGACAGUUAUUAAUAGUUUGUUUUUGGGUUAAACUUUUGUAGUCCAUGAAUUCUUAUUUAUAUUA